AUGCCAACGUUACGAAGCCAGCAGCGCCGAGACACAAAAGGGCAGAAACGCGGCGUCGCUUCAUCUCCAGACGAAAUUACCGAGGACCGCCAGUCCACCCGCCCUUUGAAGAAGCAGAAACGCGGCCAUUCAUACUUCCCACCUCCCAAAUUCUGGGACGGUCUAUCGACGAUUCCCCUUACUCGUAACGCAAUAAGGGAACUGGAUCGGCGAAAUCAGCUAAGCAGUCAUCCUCCUAGUCGCAUACAAACACUUCAUACGCCUCGACAGCCUCGACAGCCGUCAACCCUUCAGCGCUUUGCAAGACAAGGCGGCCCAGAUCUUUCCGCGAUAAGAGGCUGUCAAUUCCCAAUAGACUUGGGCGGCAAUAUGAGCUCCAGUCAAUCGAGCCUCGGGCGUCGAAAGAGAGGUUCGCAGUCGCCCGUGAAGAGAACCAGCCAAUCCUCGUCAAAGACCAACGCGACUCCUAAUACUACGAGUACGAGAAGCACUGGUCCAUAUGAUCGUGCAUUUCAGCAAAAUCUCAUCGAUCACAAUAUAUUCCCAGAUGGUUAUGAAUAUCCAGAUGGCGCAUUGCCACCAGAGCCUGAGAACAUGAACGAUAUACUGCACGCGAUGGCCCAGCCUCGACCGUCUUUAUCCCCAUCUCGAUUCUCCAAUGAUGAUUUCAGAAGGUUUAAAAGAGCAGACACCCAUGCGUUUAAAGAGCGUGAAAUUACAACAAACGUCAUACCUUUGAUCGAAGGAACAAUCGCAGAUAGCAAGUGUGUUGCCGGAGACGUUCCAUUUACAAACCUAGACGACUUGACCGACGGCACGAUCGUUUCAGGCAAGCCUGACCUGUACCACGGCGCACGGCCCGAACAGCUCGAUAUCAGAGUUCGCAGAGAGCAAAGCCGUAAGAUCAACCCCUCGUCUCAGAGCGAUCUUCCAAUCCUGGCAAAUUUUUUCCUCGAGGCCAAAGGCCCUGAUGGAACUCUGUCAGUUGCUUCCCGACAGUCGUGUUAUAAUGGCGCCCUCGGAGCUAGGGGUAUGCUCAGUUUGCAGUCGUAUGGCCAGCCGGAGCCCGAGUAUGAUAACAAGGCAUAUACAAUCUCAUCAAUAUAUCAUGGAGGCACGCUUAAGAUGUAUACCAGCCAUCCGAUACCGCCACGUACACCAGAAGGAAAGCCUGGUUUCGUAACGACACAGAUCAAAACGUGGGGCCUUACUGGCGAUGCUGAUACAUUUCGCCAAGGCGCUUCUGCAUUCCGCAACGCCAGGGACUGGGAAAAGAACAGAGAGAUAAUGCCAUUCAGCAAGCAAAUGAAAGGGCAAAACGAGUGGCGUCGUUCACGGCCAGCGGUUUAG
This is a messenger RNA of Metarhizium robertsii ARSEF 23, 1350 nucleotides long. RefSeq lists its product as uncharacterized. Bases 1 to 1350 code for a protein of 449 amino acids. The record is from RefSeq and is a predicted model, not a curated record. NCBI's taxonomy places the organism in Eukaryota, Fungi, Ascomycota, Sordariomycetes, Hypocreales, Clavicipitaceae. The transcript has 2 exons.